Salmo salar (Atlantic salmon) is the source of this 3400-nucleotide messenger RNA. The record is from RefSeq and is a predicted model, not a curated record. Lineage: Eukaryota; Metazoa; Chordata; Actinopteri; Salmoniformes; Salmonidae.
AAAUAGAAGGGGGAUGCAAACACUUUUUGGUGAAUCACUAAAAUGAGCUUGAUUUGUAUUUUUACAUGAUACGAGUGACUUCAAAGUUGUUUUCUUUUUAAUAUAGCCUAUAUUUUUAUUUGAAUUACAUAGUUUUUUUUUUACCUUAAUGGAUGGGAUUGAAGGCGAAUGGCGCACCACACUGAAAUGAUUGAAAUGUUUUACGCGUUCUAGCUUGGAGGCAUUUUGGAGUAGUCUGACCGCCCACACUAAGCUCUGGAACCUUGGGAACACCUGGUUAUUCUGUCCAUAACACACUGAUGCCAAGUGGAACUCUUUCUCUCUCUAUUUACAUUUUACUCUCUUUGGCAAUUCAUCCAUUGCAACUUUUUCAUUUAGCUCACCAGACCAGACGCACUCUUGUUUAGUUUUUACCCCAAGGAACUAUUAAAUCGUUUUUUCCCCCUCCCUUUUAAGGUUUUUGAAAUGACGAGCCAAAGUACUGAGAGAAGUAGGCCUAUAGGGACUCUGGCGUUGCUGCGUUCCGCUUUGCUGUUGGUUCUUCUUCACAUUGGUGCACCAGAGGCGAGGAGGCUACGGGGCAGCCGCGCGCAACACCGGAGAGCCACGGCCAUGCCGUCCCCACCGUUAACAUACAGGGACCGGGUAGUAGAGGGGACCGGAGCCGGCGAGAGCUUCCCGUUAGACUUCACCGCCGUCGAGGGGAACAUGGACAACUUCAUGACCCAAAUUAAAAACCUGGCGCAGUCGCUGUACCCGUGCUCCGCGCAGAAGCUGGACCAGGACAUGAGGCUGCACUUCUUGGACAAUUCCUCUGCGACGUGUAACGAUGGAUCCCCAGCUGGGUACUACAUCAAGGAAUCCAAAGGCAGCAAGAGAUGGCUGAUAUUCUUGGAGGGUGGAUGGUACUGUUUCAACAGACAGACUUGUGACACCAGGUACCAGACAAUGAGGAGAUUCAUGAGCUCCCUGAAGUGGCCACGCACCAGAACAGGUACAGGUAUUCUGUCUCCUCAGCCAGAGGAGAACCCCUAUUGGUGGAAUGCCAACAUGGUGUUCAUCCCAUACUGCUCUAGUGAUGCCUGGAGUGGAGCCUCAGCAAAGACUGACCAAAGUGACUAUGCGUUCAUGGGCUCAGUGAUCAUUAUGGAGGUGGUUAAUGAGCUGCUUACUAAAGGACUGGACAGCGCUAAAAUCCUGCUACUGGCUGGGAGCAGUGCGGGGGGUACAGGUGUACUACUGAACGUGGACCGUGUGGCGGAGCACCUGGAGUCCCGGGGACACGGGGAGAUUCAGGUCCGGGGUCUGGCUGACUCUGGCUGGUUCCUGGAUAACAAGCAGUACAGAUCUACAGACUGUCACAGCACCAUCAGCUGUGACCCUACUGAGGCUAUCAGGAGAGGAAUCAGGUACUGGGGUAGUGUGGUGCCAGAGAGCUGCAGACAGACUCACAUAGGAGAGGAGUGGAACUGCUUCUUCGGAUAUAAAGUCUACCCCACACUCAAGAGUCCAGUGUUUGUGGUCCAGUGGUUAUUUGAUGAGGCCCAGUUAACAGUAGAUAACAUCCACCUGACUGGUCAUCCGGUCCACGAGGGACAAUGGAGAUACAUACAGAAUUUGGGCAACGAGCUGAGGAACACACUCAAAGAUGUCCCGGCCCUGUUUGCUCCAGCCUGCCUAUCCCAUGAGGUCAUCACCAGGAAUUACUGGAUGGACAUCCAAGUCAAAGGAACCUCCCUCCCCAGAGCCCUACACUGCUGGGACCGUGGUCUCCACGACAACAACCUCCACCAAAGAUCCUCCAACAACAACACCCAUAGCAACAAUCCUAACCCCACCCCCAACAAGGCUCUACCCCCAGCUUCGCCUCCAAGGGGCUGUCCUCUGCGUCUGAUUGACAGCUGCCCCUGGCCUCACUGUAAUCCCACCUGUCCCACUAUAAGGGAUCAGAUCACCGGACAGGAAAUGAGCGUGAUCCAGUUCCUGAAACACAUGGGGUUUGAUGUUGCCAAGAUGGCCCAGCAACAGGGCAUGGACGCAGGGAAACUGCUGGGGAUGCUGAAUAACGGGAACUGAGCAGGGAGAGACUCACACAGGUAGCUGCAAGGAAACGCACAUACACACACACUCUGACACAGCAGAGCAUGGACCAAAGAACGCUUUGGUGGAGAUGAACGGAACUCAAUGUAACAACAGAAUAGUAACAGAACUGAACUCUAAGCAACAGGACUGAACAAAACUGAGCGAACCCCAAAAGCAACAGAACUGAGCAGAAAAAGUUGCUGUGCUAAACUGAACUGGACUCAAUGGAUCUGAAUUCAGAACUUUGACUUGGUGCGACUCAAAACACCUCAACUAAGAUCGCGGCUUGAAUAGUGUCUGCAACGGGACGAAAUUCGACUUAACUGAAUAAUAACUCAUUUUUAGUUAUUAGAACACAACAACGGAACUGCUAAGUUUGAGUUCAAACAACUGAACAAUGCUUUACUCAACAAUGCUGAACUCAACUCAACCAAACCUGAACAGAACUAAACUAUACUGAAAUAAUUAUUUGGGUGUGAAAAGACAUACAUAAAUGGAACGUCAUCUGUUUUAAGGAUACUAUCCCAAAUGCCAUUAGAUUCCCCCAUAGGGCUCUGGUCAAAACUAGUGCACUAUAUUGUGAAUAGAGUGCCAUUUGGAACGCGAUCUGUUCGUUUUAAAGUAAAUAAGACAACGGACUUGUGGAUUUUGAAAAUAUAUAUAUGCAUAGAUGUAGAAGUUGUGUAUGUAUAUGAAGUGGAAUCCUCAGACUGUAAUGACUUGAUAGACUUCAAUUAUAAUUUUGAUCAAUGCUUCAGAAGAUACAGAAUCAAGCUUCUGAUAUGGAAGGCACUGGAUUAUAGCGAGCCCCUCAUAGGCUAUGUUUACACAGGCAGCCUAAUUCUGAUCUAUUUCCACUAAUUGGUCUUCUAACCAAUCAGAUCAGGGUCUUUUACCAAUAAUUGGGCAAAAUACCAGAAUUGGGCUGCCUGUGUAAACACAGCCAUAGUAACAGGGUUCACUAGAACUGAUUGAUUGAUUAGAAUUGUCUCAAACGACCACAUAGCCUACUGCCACAUCUGAACUCACAAGCAGAGAGGGAUGGAGACUGCCAUACCUAAACAUAGGCUACUAACAGAGUGAGAGAUGGAUGGCUGAUACAGUAUGUGAGAGAUGUCUGGAUGGAUGUCUGAUACAGUAUGUGGGGAAUGGGAGAGAUGUCUGGAUGGAUGGCUGAUACAGUAUGUGGGGAAUGGGAGAGAUGUCUGUAUGGAUGGCUGAUACAGUAUGUGGGGAAUGGGAGAGAUGUCUGGAUGGAUGGCUGAUACAGUAUGUGGGGAAUGGGAGAGAUGUCUGGAUGGAUGGCUGAUACAGUAUG